This is a messenger RNA of Strigops habroptila (Kakapo), 852 nucleotides long. Its product is annotated as rab-like protein 3. Gene Ontology annotation, biological process: intracellular protein transport. The coding region runs from base 2 to 712 and encodes 236 amino acids. Gene Ontology annotation, cellular component: endomembrane system. The record is from RefSeq and is a predicted model, not a curated record. Gene Ontology annotation, molecular function: GTPase activity. NCBI's taxonomy places the organism in Eukaryota, Metazoa, Chordata, Aves, Psittaciformes, Psittacidae. The transcript has a single exon.
GAUGGCGGCCUUGGACAGGGUCAAGGUGUUGGUGUUGGGCGACUCUGGUGUCGGAAAGUCUUUGCUUGUUCACCUCUUAUGUCAAAACCAAGUGCUGGGAAACCCAUCCUGGACGGUGGGCUGCUCGGUGGAUGUUCGAAUCCAUGACUACAAAGAGGGGACUCCAGAAGAGAAGACCUACUACAUUGAGCUGUGGGACGUUGGAGGUUCAGUGGGUAGUGCCACUAGUGUGAAAAGCACACGAACAGUGUUUUAUAACUUGCUGAAUGGGAUAAUUUUAGUGCAUGACUUAACCAAUAAGAAAUCAUUGCAGAAUUUGUACCGCUGGUCUUUGGAAGCACUCAACAGAGAUGUCGCUCCAACAGGAGUUCUUGUGGCAAAUGGGGACUAUGACCGUGAACAGUUUGCUGAUAACCAGAUUCCACUGCUGGUAAUAGAAACUAAGCUGGAUCAGAUCCCAGAAACUAAGCGGAAUGAAGUUUUGACCAGAACAGCUUUCUUGGCUGAGGAUUUCAACGCUGAAGAGAUUAAUUUGGAUUACACCAAUCCUCGUUACCUGGCUGCAGGUUCAUCCAAUGCUGUCAAACUAAGCAGGUUUUUUGAUAAGGUCAUAGAGAAGAGAUACUUCUUAAGAGAUGGCAAUCAGAUUCCUGGCUUCUCUGAAAGGAAGAGGUUUGGAGGAGGAACACUGAAGAGCCUUCAUUAUGAUUGAACACUUAAGAAGUGGAAGAUGACCUCUCAGAGUUCCUAACAACAUUCCUAUUCUGAUUGGAUGCUUAAAGACAAUAAUGCUUAUGUCAAGCAGAGUAAAAUGAUACAGACUGUUGAAGCUACUUUUGCUGGAAAAGACUU